AUGAACAUCCGCAUGGGCACCAAGGGCAAGCGGCCCCUGCGGAGCCUGACGCCGCGCGACAAGAUCCAUGCCAUCCAGCGCAUCCACGAUGGCGAGUCCAAGGCCUCGGUGGCCCGGGAUAUCGGUGUGCCGGAGUCCACGUUGCGCGGCUGGUGCAAGAACGAGGAUAAGCUGCGCUUCAUGUCCCGCCAGUCCAGUGCGGACAAACUGUGCGCCGACUCCCUGGCGGAUAAGCUGGAUGUGUCCGGUGGAGGUCCGCUGGGGCCGAUGGGGCCACUGGGUCCGCCAGAGAAGCGCCAGCGCCUGGAUGCGGGCGCCCUGCCCCUGAACUUCUCCAACAAACUGAAGUUUGACGAGUUGGCCGGCUUUAAGCGAUCACCACUCAACGGCCUGGACUACAGUACAAACAAGAACCUGACAGAGUUGAGCUACAAUGGUCUACCGGUGGACUAUGUGGCCUUCAAUGGGGUCAAGAGCAAGGUCUUUGGGGCUGACAUCAAUCGAUCAGGUGCCGCCGCUGAUCCCUCCCUGAAUGCCAUCAGUCCGCUGUCGAGUCUCACGCAUCUCUCGGGACUCACGGGCAUCCAACAGAGUCCGCUGGCGAUCAGCUUCAAUGAGCUGACCAACAACCUCAACCUGCUGGCCCAGCUCAAUCCCGGGCUGGCGGCCAUGUCUGGACUGAGUAACUUUCCCCCCAGGAACCCGAACCCGAAUCCCAAUCCCAAUCCCACUGCCAAUCCCAAGACGCCCCUGCAAGUGCAGAGUCCCAGGAGUGAUAGUGGAGAUCGGGCUCCAUCGGGUUUGUCGGUGAAGAAUUGGGCCAAACAGAAGCCUCCAGGGGAUGCGGGCAGCCUCAAUCUGAGCAUUAAGAAGGAGGUGAAGGCGGGCGACAUCAAGAGUCCCGGAGCUGUGAUCCCACCCCCGCAGAUGAUGACACUAUCCAACCUGGCCGAGGAUCCCUUGCUCUACUGGCUCAAGUCACAGCAGACGAUGCUGGGCCUCAAUCCGCUGUACCCGCCCACAAUCCCACUGGGCGUGACCAGUCCUCCCAUCCGCUCCUCAACGCCUCAGCACAUGAGCCAGCAGCCGGGUCAGACGCCGCCAAUACCCUCAGCGCCGCUGACGCCCUCGUCCACGCCAUCGGGAAGCUUGGAUGAGAAGAAUGCGGCGUGGUACAACUGGUGCAAGGCCUUUGGAGCCAGCCUGCACACCCUUAAUCCCAAUGCUGCGACUUUGGCUGCCCUCCAGGCUAACUCUCUGCAACAGCAAGCGGCCAAUGCCGCAGCCGCCGAGGCAGGAGGCAGCGGUGACCCCUCCAAUAUCCUUUACUCCCAUCUCACCAAAGAGACUGAGACGCCAUCGGUCCGGAGCUUGUCCUCCAAUGAACCGAAUGCCGAGGCCGAUGAGGCCACCGAAACCGAUCUCGAGGGUGAAGUGGAGGCCGAGGCGGACGCAGAGGGUGGGGGAAAACCAGAGGAUCUAUCGGCAGCUGGCAAGGUGAUGACGCCCACGCAAAGUCCCGUGGCCAAUUCACCGAAUGGCAACAGUAGUCCCAAUAAGAUGACCAACAACCCGGAAGAGUCACAAAAUGAUCCUCCGAGUGACUGCAAAAAGAUCCUGGACAAUAUGCUGUUCAAGAUUGGGGCGCCACUGAACCCGGAACCGGAAGCGGGCUGUGACUCAGAGGGCAGCUUCAAUGACACUAACAACACUCACACAAACAACAAUGAUGUCAGCGCCAGCAAUAAUAACAAUAAUAACAAUUCCAACAAGACCGACGAGGAGGAGAAGGCCAGAUAUCUGCAGGAGUGUAGCGGGGAGGAUGACGAGGAUGUGGAGGCCAUACGCCAUGGCGAGAAGUUUCUGCAAUGGCUGGAGAACUGCAGCAAUCCCCGGGUGACAGCGGUCCAAUUGAUGCAGCUACGUUUCCUGAUCGCCGCCAUCAAGUCGGGCAAUGAGAUGGCCCCAGUUCCGGUUCCCACUCCCAGUGCGCCGGCCGUGUCCUGCGAUCCGGACAAUGCCGAGGAUACCGCCGGUGAGCUGGAGGAGAGCAACAGCCGGGGCAAGAGCCGACGCCGCAAAUAGGAAAAACCAAAGUUGGCGCCUACGGAGCCAGCCACGGAUACGAACACAAAUACGAAUGACUCGAGCCAGCCGGUGCUCCUG
Messenger RNA from Drosophila serrata, 2166 nucleotides. It is a transcript of the gene dan, whose product is annotated as protein distal antenna. Lineage: Eukaryota; Metazoa; Arthropoda; Insecta; Diptera; Drosophilidae. The record is from RefSeq and is a predicted model, not a curated record. Gene Ontology annotation, molecular function: DNA binding.